Moneuplotes crassus is the source of this 663-nucleotide messenger RNA. The record is from the annotation of a GenBank genome assembly. NCBI's taxonomy places the organism in Eukaryota, Ciliophora, Spirotrichea, Euplotida, Euplotidae.
CAGUGAACAAGGGGUUCAGAAGAAGAGCUCAUGCUCGAAGAAUAGCUAUCGGUCAUCUGCCUCUCCUAAGAAAUCUGGGAUUCGGCCAAAAUUCUCAGAAGACAAAGAGAAUGUACCUUUAAAUUUAGAUAACUUUCCUCUGAAAAGCCCAAAGGUGAUUCAGAGAAGAAAGAAGUCAAUGAGAAGCAGUGAAAUGAGCUUUAUUGUAAAGCUGAAUGAAUUUCUCAGAAUUAGUGAAGAAUACAAGCUUAGUGACGCCUCCUACCAAAGCGACGAUGGCGAGUUUGAAGAUUGAGCAUAUACAAUUGAUAGGUACGAUGACUCAGAAUCUUCAAAAAGAAAUCGCUUCACUCUUGAAAGCGACCAAGUCUGUCUCUGAGGAUACGACGAAGAGGGUAUGCCUAACUGCAAGUGUCCCAGAACUAAGAGAAGAUCCUCCUCUGUUGAUUCUGACGGAUUCAAGUACCUAAAAUAUAGUGGGAUUAACAAGCAAGGAAAAACUAUACCUAGAUGGGCAGUAGACAACAAGCUUUUAGGAAAUUUUUGACGUUUCCAGAAGAAACAGCCUGAAUACACACAACUGUUAGGAAACCUUCGUCCAGAGAAAUUACUGCCUAGCUGAGAAGAUGAUGAUGCUAUCUUUCAAUAAAUUUGUAUGGGAAU